CUUUCACAUCAAUGGGAUUAGAAGAAAGUGUCCUAUUUAUUAUGCUGGCAGUCAUCUUAGUAUAGUCUAGAGAAAAAAAAAACAAAUGCAUCACAAGAUAAGACACAAGUCUGGAUUAAAGGCAUGUUCAGUUUUUUGUUUUUUGAAGAAAAGAAAACUGCUUUAGAUCACCAAGGCUGCAGGUUCAGAUCCUUCGUCUCCGCCACUGUUAUUUUGUUGGAUUGAACCCACGGGUCAGAUGAAGAGUUCAAGUGAAGCAUGCAGCGCUGCAAUGGAGCCACAGUCGGCUUCACUCAGUCCCUCUCUGCCGUCUUCAUCUGUAUCUACAAAACCUGACCAAAGCCACUUCAGGAGAAUCAGCCAAACAGAGGACAGGAGCCCUUAUUCAAUCCAAGGCAUAGCAGCAGACACUCUGUAUAUGAGAGUGAAAGGAGGAAGCAAGAUCUGCAAUUUACUGAGGUUUGUGACAGCUCGCAUGCAAGGAGAGAGUAGAGAUGAUAGUGGGACAUUGCUGAGGCAAGUGGUUUUCACUGGCUCGGGUAGAGCAGUCACCAAGACCAUCACCUGUGUGGAGAUCCUAAAACGUAAAGUGGGAGGACUGCACCAGGUGUCCAAACUCUACUACAAGACAGUGACGGAGGUUUGGGCGAAUCCACAACAGGGAGCAGCAGGUACAACCACGCAGAGAACAGUUCCUGCCAUCUGUAUCCUGCUCUCCAAAGACCCACUGGACCCCCAGGACCCAGGAUAUCAACCUCCACAAAACCACACAGAGAGACAGAGAGCUCUGCAGGAGGACUGGAGUGCAUGGUCCCAGCUUCCCUAACCAAAGUCUAACUGUAUAUCAUGAAAUAUCAGAAAUGUGUUAUUUAUGAGGUGAUCAGAGGAUUGUUUCAUUGUACCUUUUAGCAGCUUCAGAU
Solea solea (common sole) is the source of this 920-nucleotide messenger RNA. RefSeq names its product ribonuclease P protein subunit p25-like protein. Gene Ontology annotation, molecular function: RNA binding. Gene Ontology annotation, biological process: tRNA 5'-leader removal. The record is from RefSeq and is a predicted model, not a curated record. Gene Ontology annotation, cellular component: ribonuclease MRP complex. The coding region runs from base 239 to 826 and encodes 195 amino acids. The transcript has a single exon. Lineage: Eukaryota; Metazoa; Chordata; Actinopteri; Pleuronectiformes; Soleidae.